GUUUAAAUAUUUAUCGUGGAGAAACUCUGAAUGCAAAACCGACAUGGCGUCUUCAUCUCCCUCAUCAUCUUUCACGCUUUCCUCUCUGUUCGCCACCGCCGUCCUAAUUCUAGUUCUCUCAACCGCCGUAUCAUUGAAAUCGGCGUUCCACCCUCGCGACAUGCUUCCGCAUUUGCCAAGACAAGUCUCCUGGCCCAUCCUCAACUCCCUUUACGGCGCCGCCGAUCUGCUUCCCACUUUCAUCGGAACAGCGAAUGCAGGAAACAACACCGUCAAGUGGAAAGGAGCUUGCUUCUAUGAUAACACAGCUCAUAUGGAGUUUCAUAACAAGUCCGCUAGCAAGUUUGGUGGAGGCACACUUCACAUUAAGGCGGAUAAAGCACAUAGCUCGACUUGCAUGGAUCUUUAUGUCUUUGCAACUCCAUAUCGUGUGACAUGGACUUGGUACUUCAUUUCACGGCCACACACUGUAGAGUUCCCUGAAUGGGAUGGACAAGCCGAGUAUGAUUACGUUAAGAAGAAGGGAGUUUCGAUAUUCCUUAUGCACGCAGGGAUGUUAGGAACACUACAAGCACUGUGUGAUGUUUUCCCUCUCUUUACCAAUACUGGUUGGGGUGAAAGCUCUAAUCUGGCGUUUCUUGAGAAGCAUAUGGGGGCUAAGUUCGAAGCUCGUCCUGAACCAUGGGUCACCAAAGUCAACACUGAUGAUAUCCACUCUGGUGAUCUACUUGUUCUAUCCAAGAUCCGUGGACGUUGGGGUGGUUUUGAGACCCUUGAGAAGUGGGUGAGUGGGGCUUACGCUGGUCAUUCAGCUGUCUUCUUGAGAGACACACAAGGGAAGCUGUGGAUUGGUGAGUCCGGUAAUGAAAACGAAAAGGGAGAAGAUGUAAUAGCGAUAUUACCAUGGGAAGAGUGGUGGGAGUUUGAACAAAAGAAAGAUGACUCGAAUCCUCAGAUUGCAUUGUUACCUUUGCAUCCUGAUGUUCGUGCUAAGUUCAACGUUACUGCUGCGUGGGAAUAUGCUCGGAGCAUGGAUGGUAAACCAUAUGGUUAUCACAACUUGAUUUUUGCCUGGAUCGAUACCGUUACUGCAAACUACCCUCCUCCUAUAGAUGCUCAUCUUGUUGCCUCUUUCAUGACUGUUUGGAACAAAUUGCAGCCUGAGUAUGCUGCUAAUAUGUGGAAUGAAGCCUUGAACAAGCGUCUCGGAACAGAGGGUCUUGGUCUUCCAGAUGUACUGGUGGAAGUAGAGAAACGCGGAUCUUCUUUUGACAAAUUACUGACUGUACCUGAACAAGACGACUGGAUCUACAGCGAUGGUAAAUCAACCUCGUGCAUUGCUUUCAUACUUGAAAUGUACAAAGAAGCUGGCCUAUUUGGCUCAUUGGCUAGUUCUAUUCAAGUCACGGAAUUCACGCUAAAAGAUGCUUACAUGCUCAACUUCUUCGAGAACAAUGCAAGCCGUCUUCCAAAAUGGUGCAAUGACAAUGACAGUGUGAAGCUUCCUUUCUGUCAGAUACUUGGGAAGUACAGAAUGGAACUUCCUGGUUACAAUACUAUGGAACCUUACACCCAUAUGAAUGAACAGUGUCCAUCUCUGCCUCCAAAGUAUAACAGACCAGGGAACUGCUAAAACCAUUAAAAUCCAACUGUCGUCUUUCCUCGUAUAUAUGUUUGUUAAUACCAACUUCUUUUUUUUUAACUCUUAACAACUUUUAAUCUGUUUGUAAAUAUAUUGAUGAUAAGGUUUAAAACCUACUGAAACUACGUAUUUUGUAAUUAUUUAUAUUAAUAUACACACAAAAUGGAAUUAGAAGAAAUCUUAUG
This is a messenger RNA of Brassica oleracea var. oleracea, 1827 nucleotides long. RefSeq lists its product as uncharacterized. The transcript is spliced from 7 exons. The coding region runs from base 44 to 1633 and encodes 529 amino acids. The record is from RefSeq and is a predicted model, not a curated record. NCBI's taxonomy places the organism in Eukaryota, Viridiplantae, Streptophyta, Magnoliopsida, Brassicales, Brassicaceae.